Molecule: messenger RNA, 3148 nt
Organism: Anarrhichthys ocellatus (wolf-eel)
Lineage: Eukaryota; Metazoa; Chordata; Actinopteri; Perciformes; Anarhichadidae
Product: seipin-like
Exons: 9
Coding region: 1326-2360 (344 amino acids)
Biological process (GO): lipid droplet organization; lipid storage
Cellular component (GO): endoplasmic reticulum membrane
Source: RefSeq, a predicted model, not a curated record
CCUGCUGCUGUUGGAUAUCACAUGAACAUUAAACAAAACAAGGUUUUAAUCUGGACAUUGAGUAGAAAAUGCUUUAGGGUCCAAAACUAUAAUCCUUGCCACCAUAACUCUUAAUCUGAAAAUCUUCAUGGCAGUGUUCAUUAAUGUGUUGUGCAAGUCGUAACUCCCUUCCUCUUUUAACGAGUAGAUAUUAUUACAACUUUAGCAGUGUUGGAUAAAGUGUUCAUAUAAAAAAAAAAGUCCGGCAUUGGAAAUAUUGCUUACAUUAAAGUAUAUACAGUAAGUAUAAUCAGGAAAAUGCAUGUAAAGUAUGAAAAGUAAAAGUACUCCAUACAGAAAGAUGGCAGCUGUGACACCUUCACAAUGCUUGUUUUGUCCAACCAAUGGUUCAAAACUCCAAAGUGUUAGAAAUAAAAAAAAAAUGUAAAAGGAAAAGCAACAAGUCCACAUAAGAUGGAACCUUUCAAAUGUUUUUGAUGAUAAUCAAAACAGUUUCCAAUUAAUCUUUUAUCAAUUGACUGAUCGGUUCAGCUCAACCUCUAGUUCUGAUAGUUUAUAUAUUAGCUCUUCAUAUGAAUUGUAUGCAAAGUCUUGAUUCGUAAAUUAACCAGUAACUAAAGCUGUCAAAUGUUUAUAUAGUGAAACAAAGUACAAUAUUUCUCUGAAAUGUAAUGGAGUUGAAAUAGAAAGUGUAUAUGAGAAAGAGAAGGCUCAUGUGAAGUAUUAGUACCUCAGAUUUUUACAGUACAUGAGUAAAUGUACUUAGUAACAUUCCAUCACUUAACUUUAGUUACAUGAGAAAAUAAAAGGCUUAAUUUUACAGACACUUGGUGUCCACUCUGAUAAAUACUGCCUAUCCACCAACAUUAUUACACAAUAUGUGUAAUUAUCAAAACAAACUUAAACACAUUGAUUUGUUGCUUCUUUGAUUCUACGGUCUAAGUGUUAGAUGAAUGUUGUCAGUUUGUUUCAGUCAUCUGACGUGAGAGGCCUCUGCUUGUGACUGAGAUUGGACUCAGUGGCUUCACAGCUCUCAGUAUUAUCAAAGGGGUGCUUGUAUCUAUAGGCUUCAUGACAUCAUAACAUCGUCAACCACACCUUUUUCAUGAAAUCUUUUCAUUUCAAGGACUGAGACCGUAGACCGGAGCCAAACUUAGCCAGUACGAUCCUUUUAAUUAAUACUUUACACUCAUCUUUUAAAACAUGCUUGUAAUGUGGUUUCAUUUAACUUUCUGAGUUUUUGUUGUAUGUUGUCUUUGUAUUGGUUGUUUUUCAUCUGUUCCUGGUAAACAGUUUACUUUGUUGUUUGUCGAAGUUUAGACUUCAUGGAUCAAGGAAGUAAUUUGCGGCGUCCAGGAGAUGAUCAAGAACUGUCAAACCUCAUUGGCCGAGCUCUGAUGGGGCUCCGGGAUUCUGUCAUCAUGGUGAUCUCACACGCCCGUCAGAGAGCUGUACAGGGAUUUAUUCUGGUCUUUAUCGUCAUCCUACUCCUCUGGGUCGCCGCCUUUUUAUAUGGCAGCUUCUACUACUCUUACAUGCCCUUGGUGGCUUUUUCCACGCCUGUGCACUAUUACUACAGGACAGACUGUGAAUCUCCCACAUCUUUUUUGUGCUCUUACCCAGUGGCCAACAUCUCUCUGAUGAGGAAUAACAAACAUGUGCUGACAUUCGGCCAGGCCUAUCAGAUGUCUCUGCAGCUGGAGAUGCCUGAUUCUCCGACCAAUCAUGAGCUGGGGAUGUUCAUGAUCAAGACAACCUGUUUCUCUCGGGACGGAGGGCAAGUUGCCUCCUCCGCUCGCUCUGCAAGACAGCAGCUGUCCGCCUCCAGCUCUCGCUUUAGCAUGCUGCGAUACCGCUCAGACCUGCUGAGGUACGUGGGAACGGUGCUGUUCCUCCCAGCCUUUCUGACCGGAGUCGCUGAGCAGAAACAAGUGCUGGAGGUGGAGCUCUUCUCAGACUACAGGGACGACCCUUAUGUCCCCUCGAUGACGGCCGUCAUUGAGAUCCUGUCCAGCAAGGUGCAGAUCUACUCAUCUCAGCUCUAUAUUCAUGCUCACUUCAGUGGUAUGAGAUACGUAUUGUUCAACUUCCCUCUCCUAUCAGCCAUGGUGGGCGUGUUCAGUAACUUCAUCUUCCUCAGUGUCGUCUUUGUCCUCUGCUACGUGAGGCUGCUGUUGAAAGUGGAUUGGGGACCAGGGCAGCUCAGAACAGAUGGACUGCUGUCAGAUAGGGAGGAGAACACAAAGAACAACCAAGAAGAAUAUGAAAAAUAUGCUGCUGCAGGUACUGCAGAUCUGAUGUUCCCUUCAGAUGAACCCCACAAAUCUGAGCCGAGCGAGGCCAUCCACCCCAUCCUUUGAUGCCAACACAGAGGUGCAGAACAGACAGAUUCACCAUCAGAUUGAAACAAUUGAAACAGAGGCAGCUUGAGGCCAUUAAUACAGGAGCGAUUACAAGAUGUAAGGAUGAAGAUUUAAGAGAGAUUCAUGGUUGAAAAUGACUCAGAAAGCACCUACACACCGCUGCCCUGCUUUAGCUGGAGAUCUUUUUGCUCCUACAUCACGUCAUCUGUGUUUCAGUAUCAGAAUUAGGUUUGUUACCAAGUAGGUUUUCACAUGUAAGGAAUUUAAGAAAGUUCUGCAACAAUCAAGGCAUAAAUAAAAUUUAAAAUAUGACAAUAACAUGUUUCAUACUGUUUUGCUUUAAUGUUUAUGAUUUAUGGGAUUGAGUCACCUGAACCUUCAUCACUUUAUACAAAUCUUUCACUGUCAGUGUGUUUUUAUUACUUUGCACUUCAUAGCUGUAAUCUGGUAUUCACCAAAUCUGUUUAACAGUAAAUAAAUACAUAUAUUAUUAAAUAAAUAAGCAUAUGAAUAAAUACAGACAAAAUAUGUCAGGUAACCAUGAAACUUUCUUCAUCCCAUCAGUUUUUAUUUCAAAAACUGUUUUCUUUCAGCUGUGAAAAGUAAGAUUAUGGAGCUGUUUCUUUUGCAGGUUAUUACCAUGCUAUUAAAAUGCUUAAAACCUAUAUGUUAGAAUUUUCUUCCAAAUAUGAUUUAAGUAUGUAAGGUGUGUGUCUCUUUCUAUUACACAAAAAGAUCUGAAAUUCAUUUAAUAUUAAGCCAGCGUGUGUAGUACUUUCUGUUAA